UGCGGCCAACAUGACCAGCCUGUCCACGACCAACAGCAACAAAGACUUGUCGUGCAAGUACUCGUACAAAAAGUGUCCUAACCAACGCACAACCAAGCGCAACGGCACCCUCCACACCCUUUGCGAGUACCAUCGCGUCAAAGCCAAUACGCUGCAGCAGGUGUAUGCAAAAAAGAAGAAGGAGGGCACCAUCACCAGCACCACCAGCACCACCACCAAACCACAUCCAGGCCAUUUGAAAGCUGUGCAGCGACACGAUGAACUGUGUCCGCCUUGGCUAGAGUCGAUCGACUUUUCCAAAUCCGAGUUUAUCACGCAAGAAGACUGCGCCAUGCUCCAUGAGCUGUUCUUCCACCCGCAUGUACAUUACACGACUAGUAGCAGCCUCGUCCUAAUUUAAGAAGCAACCAUUCAUCAUAA
Messenger RNA from Aphanomyces astaci, 420 nucleotides. RefSeq lists its product as hypothetical. The record is from RefSeq and is a predicted model, not a curated record. The transcript has a single exon. Bases 11 to 400 code for a protein of 129 amino acids. NCBI's taxonomy places the organism in Eukaryota, Oomycota, Saprolegniomycetes, Saprolegniales, Verrucalvaceae.